This is a messenger RNA of Echinococcus granulosus, 2235 nucleotides long. RefSeq names its product Sodium/hydrogen exchanger 3. Gene Ontology annotation, molecular function: sodium:proton antiporter activity. Gene Ontology annotation, biological process: proton transmembrane transport. Bases 1 to 2235 code for a protein of 744 amino acids. NCBI's taxonomy places the organism in Eukaryota, Metazoa, Platyhelminthes, Cestoda, Cyclophyllidea, Taeniidae. Gene Ontology annotation, cellular component: membrane. The transcript is spliced from 3 exons. The record is from RefSeq and is a predicted model, not a curated record.
AUGAAUAGCUCGCAGUACAACUACGCUUUGCAUAUCCUACGAGCAAACCUUUGGUCUUCAAGUCAAUGGGAACAUGUUCGGAUGCUUUUGUUGGCAACCACUUUUUUAUUUGUUUUUUGCACGACAGAGGUUUUUUAUGGCAGGUGGAAAAGCAUAUCAAUUAUUUUACCAAAACCUGCUAUUUUACUCUUAUUUGGGGUAACAUUUGGUUACCUUUCAACAGCCUUGCAAUGUGAGAUGACUUUCUUUAAUGAAUUUUUCUUUUUUGGCGUCCUGUUCCCACCACUAGCAAUCAAUGCAGCACUGGAGUUCAAACCUAUUGUUAAAAAUGGCAUUCUUCCCUCCACAGUUGUAUUCGGCCUUUUGGGAUCAUUCUUUACUUUCUCGCUCACUGCUUUAAGUCUAUGGGCAGUAUAUGCCUUGGGUGUCAUGGGAAUGCAGGAAUACACCAUCAAGCCCAUUGCAUUUAUUUUGUUCUCCAGCCUCAUAUGUUCGACGGAUCUUGCUAUUGUUUUCGGCUUGUUUGGGAAACUUAAAGUCCAUCCCUUUCUUUACCUCAUUUUUGUUGGUGAGUCGUUAAUCAACGACGGAGUUUCACUGAGUUUGUUCACAAUGACAAAUAACGCGGCGAGUUCUCACUUAAAUUGCGUCGAAAAAUUGGGAGUAUUGCCAUGGUUUCUGCUGAUGAUUCUAUCAUUUUCUUUGCAGUUGUGCAUUUCGGCUAUCAUUGGGCUUCUUUUUGGCUUUUUGUCCAGCAUUGUUACUAGAUGGACAAAGCACGAGACAACCCUGGAACCUGUGAUUGUAUUUUGCCUCUGCUAUACCGGUUACAUAAUUACCUACAUUUACUCCUGGCCAAGCACCUUUUAUCUCAUAUUUUUUUGUACAAUAUUGUCCUCUUUCACCUUUCGUAAUGUAUCCCACAAAUCCGUCAUCACGAUCCGUCACUUUGCUCAAAUGACUAGUGCAAUUGCUGACUCGCUAAUCUUCCUGUAUGUCGGUUUUUCAAUAGCGGCUCAUGAACUUGUUUGGCAAACAGGUUUCAUUGCCUGGACUUUACUUUUCUGUAUCUUCUGGCGUUUCGUCUUCACUUUCAUGGCCUCUUUCCUUACCAACUACUUCUUUUGGACUCGUCAAAGGAUAACUGUUGGAAUGAUGUUUUUCAUCUCUUACGGCGGAUUCAAAGGAAGCGUGGCCCACGCACUGGUCGAAAUCGUUUCACCUCAAACCGCCAACGCUAUAGGCAUUCCACUACCGAUUGUUCGAUGCACAGUAGUUUUUAUUAACCUCUUCUAUGUGAUCUUCAUUGGACUGACGAUGGCACCGUUACUGCGAAUCUAUAAGCUUCUUUCGUCGGAGACUGCACGGCUGAGUCUCUUUGAAACUCUUAAUGAUCGUGUUAUGCUCUCGGCUUGCAACGCCAUGGCAGAUGUGGUGGGGCAUCAUCACAGUGCACUUCGGACGACAAUGGUAAAAUUCUACAAAAGGCACCUGCGCCCCCUUCUGCUGCGUGCCCCGAACGAGCACGACGAGAUCACCGACGUGUAUGCGGACAUCGCAUUGGCCCUCCACCAUGCUAGCGUGGCCAAAGACCGUCACUCUGUCCACUUUCAUCUUCGCCGAUUGCGUCCACAGCUCAAGAAGGCUUUUUACUUCCAGCAACGGCAGCAGGGCGUGCUCAGACCUCUUCAUCAUGUAUCCUUGCAUCACAUCGAUCUCAUCUCCGACCCCACUGACAUGAGUUUCACAGGCCAGUUGGAGAAUCCUUCCCUCCACCCGCUAUCACAGCAACGACAGUCUUUCGAGACUUUGGGAGAUGCGCCUUCGUCUGAGGGCGUCGUAACAGCAGAGGUUGAGGGUUCGGAGGAGGAAGGAACCGCCGAGGAGGUUUUCUAUGAUGUCAAAUGUGAAGGGGCGCCAGCUACCGAAACAGUUUUACCCAAGGGGUCAAAUUCUAAAGGACAUGGCAAGCAAAGGAAAAAGUCCUGUUGUAGAUGUGAUUUAUCCCUAGAUUCAUCGGAUUCCGAUACGACUUCGGUGGACGUGGCGGGAGGUGACGUUGGCCCUUCCGCUAAUGCGAUUAGGCGUGACGAAGAGGGCCUUUUUCGUCAACUCCUCUCCCGUCACAACCAACACACUUACGCCUUCGACGAGAGCGCCUUCGCUGAACUCGUCCAGCAGUCCAUUCAGAGCAAACAUCGCGCUCUAAAGUUUCAUCAUAAUCACAGGAUUUAG